AUGACAGGAAAGACAGCUGCCGUCAUUGGAACUGGCUUCAGUGGCCUUUGUUCUGCUAUUCGCCUUAAACAAGAGUUGAACAUCAAAGUCGAUUUGUUCGAGAUCAAUACAGAUGUUGCAGGUACCUGGCAGAAUAAUCGAUACCUCGGUGCUGCGUGUGAUAUCCCAAGUCAUUUGUAUUCGCUCUCCUUUGAACUUAAUCCAACAUGGACGUCUCAUUACAGCGGCCAAUCCGAGAUUCAAGCCUACCUUAGUCAUGUCGCCAGGAAAUAUGAUCUCUACAAGAAGACACGAUUCGAGACCGAGGUGAUAAAGACUGAAUGGGACGACCAUCGCAAGCAAUGGCUUGUUGAAUGGCGUAGUGUUGUCAACCACCAAGUGACAGGAGAGGGUUAUUACGACUUUGUCUUUGCUGGAUUGGGCCCUUUGCGUAUUCCCAACAUACCCGAAGAAUUCAAAGGCUUCCAAGGCACCAUUGUGCAUACCACCGAAUGGGAUUCAUCCAUUGAUUACACAAACAAAAAGUUGGCUGUCAUCGGCAGUGGCGCUUCUGCUAUCCAAGUGAUUCCAGAGUUACGGAAAGUUGCAUCGCACGUGUAUAGCUACCAGCGUACACCGGCAUGGGUUGUACCACGAGAUCAAUUCACUUACCCAAGGAUCUUCAAGUUUCUAUUACGAUGGGUGCCCUUCCUUAUCCGCUUUUACCGCAAUUUCCUCUUUAUUCAACAUGAAAUCUACUAUAUCAUCUUUGGUUACCCCAAUUCCUUUUUAUCUCGAAGGGUCACUUCUUUUAUGAAAAAGAUCUUUGCUUGGCGACUCACUCGUGCAGGCCGUCCUGAUCUUGUCCCUGUUCUCACACCUGAUUACAGCAUUGGUUGUAAGCGUAUUGCCAAAUCAGAAAAUUUCUUGGAAGCCUGUGCCAAACCCAAUGUCACCAUUAUUCGAUCCGGCAUUGACCAAGUGAAAGGAAGAACAUUGGUGGAUAAGGAUGGUAAUGAAACAGAGGUGGAUAUCCUGAUCUUGGCUACAGGAUUUGACAUCCAGGGCUUCACCGGAAACUUGAGCAUACGAGGAAAGGAUGGUAGAUCCAUGGCGGAGGAAUUCUCUCGUGGCUUCCCCAAGACUUACAAGAGCGUAUGCGCAACUGGCUAUCCAAACUUCUUUUUACUCUUGGGCCCUUCGUCAGGUCUUGGUCAUAAUUCAGUGGUGACAAUGAUUGAAUGCCAAGUGGAAUUUGCCAUCAAGUGUAUCAAGCACAUGGAAAAGAAAAAGGCAUCUGCCAUUGAACCCAAGGAGUCGGCUGUUGAUGAAUUCGUUGGAAAGUUGAAGAAGAGCUUUGACGGCACUGUUUGGACAUCAGGAUGCAAAUCGUGGUAUAUGAAUCAGGAAGGACAGCCUUAUGCUCUUUGGUCAGGUACCAUCACAUCCUACUGGUGGGCUUUACGCAAGGUCCGGGGAGAAGACUUUGAACUCCAUAAAAAAGACACUAUCACACAAUUACCAUCAUCCUUGUAA
Molecule: messenger RNA, 1515 nt
Organism: Lichtheimia ornata
Lineage: Eukaryota; Fungi; Mucoromycota; Mucoromycetes; Mucorales; Lichtheimiaceae
Exons: 13
Coding region: 1-1515 (504 amino acids)
Molecular function (GO): N,N-dimethylaniline monooxygenase activity; NADP binding; flavin adenine dinucleotide binding
Source: RefSeq, a predicted model, not a curated record